AGGGCCACCGUACACUAGAGAGCAGUAACCACUCUUCAUCCUCAGAUCAACCAUCACGUCCUCAGCUAAGAUCACAUGCGUGCAGCAUAAGAUCCUUCAAACACCUUCAAAAUAAAACCAUUAAACACGAAGACCCGUGCUGUGGUCACGGGACUGUAGAGUAUUGGAGUGAUACAUCUUGCUUCAAUAUUUACUCUUUGGAAUGUCAGCCCGGAAGACUUGGUCGGCCCCGAUGAUGCUGUAAAACAACAGGAGGACUUUCCUGUCUCACCGCAGGAAUGCCAGGUGGAGACUAUGGGGAGCUCGGGGGCAGCCUCCCAGCCAUUGCCUCCUUGAACGCCUCCUACUCCACGUCCAUGUCCCUCCCGUCCCCGUACCUGCUGGUUCCACCUGCGGAGCGCAAAGCCAUCUCGGACGUCCGCCGCACCUUCUGCCUCUUCGUGACGUUCGACCUCCUCUUCAUCUCUCUCCUGUGGAUCAUCGAGCUCAACAUCUCCAGCUCCAUCUGGGAAGGCUUGGAGAAAGAGGUGGUCCAUUAUAACUACAAGUCUUCCUUCUUUGACAUCGUGCUCCUCGCGGUGUUUCGCUUCCUGUGUCUACAAGUGGGUUACGCUGCUUUUCGGUUGAAGCACUGGUGGGUUAUUGCGAUUACCACUCUGGUGACCAGCGUCUUCCUCGUUGUGAAGGUCAUCAUAUCUAGUCUCCUCUCCCAGAAUGCAUUUGGCUAUGUGCUCCCAAUCACUUCCUUUGUGGUGGCCUGGCUGGAGACCUGGUUCCUGGACUUUAAGGUCCUCACUCAGGAGGCUGAUGACGAGAGAGCCUACCUAGCGGCGGUGAACGCAGCCUGUGAACGAGCUCCCAUGAUCUUCCCCCGAGCUGUUUCAGACGGGCAGUUCUACUCUCCCCCGGAGUCCUUGGCAGGCUCUGAGGAGGAUCUUGACGAGGAGGGGCUUGGUCGCAGAGCCGUCACUGCUCAGGAGAAGGAGUUCGUCCGGCAGGGUCGUGAGGCCAUGUCUGUGGUGGAACAGAUCCUCAACCAGGAGGAGAACUGGAAGUUUGAAAAGAACAACGAGAUGGGAGACUCUGUCUACACCCUGGAGAUUCCUUUCCAUGGAAAGACUUUUAUUCUCAAGGCCUUUAUGCAGUGCUCAGCUGAGCUGGUGUAUCAGGAGGUGAUUCUGCAGCCAGAGAAGAUGGUCCAGUGGAACAGAACUGUGUCUGCCUGCCAGAUCCUUCAAAGAGUGGAUGACAACACUCUGGUGUCGUACGACGUCUCAGCCGGAGCAGCCGGGGGAGUCGUGUCUGCUCGGGACUUCGUUAAUGUUCGGCGGGUGGAACGCAAACGGGACUGCUACUUGUCUGCUGGCAUGGCAACCGAUCAUGACGCCAAACCUCCGAGCAACCGCUAUGUCAGGGGAGAGAACGGUCCAGGGGGGUUUGUAGUCCUCAAAUCCAGCAGUAACCCGUCAGUCUGCACCUUCAUCUGGGUCCUCAACACAGACUUGAAGGGCCGACUGCCUCGCUACCUCAUCCACCAGAGUCUGGCUGCCACCAUGUUCGAAUUCAUGACUCAUCUACGCCAACGUAUCGCUGAGCUGCGGCCUUCUCUCCGCUCCCACCACCACAUUUAAAACAGCAGAGACGUCUAACCUCGCCACAGCUGGAUGAGAGGUGCGACAGCUGAAAACCACUGUGAUGCUGCAAAGCUCGAGGGAUGAGCGAACUGCAGCCAAGAAGACUUUUUUUUUCAGACUUGUGACGUCACAUUUCAGUCACAGGAGAAGAGAGGCGUGAUACGGUUAUCAAAGACGAUGUUUGCUUCAGUGGACCUGUCGUCAUUUUGCCGUGUCCCUCCCCCUGCAGUGAGACUGUAUCCUGAUGCUGUCAGGUCUUUGUGCUGCAGGGUGGACGUUACUGAAACAAGAAAACAUAAAUGAAGUUAAAGCGUGAUUCUCGCUGGGUGGGCGUCGGUCUCACUUGGUAUGAAGAAUCAUGCAGCAGCAUGAAGCAGCUGUCUCUCUGAGCCUUAUCUUACUGCGCUCAUGUCAGCCUUUUUUUUUUAUUCCCUGAUUUUCUUUUUGACAUUUUCGGUUUUCUGUGCAACUUUUCUCUUCUGUGUUCAUUUAAAAAAAAAGCCUCUCGUGCAACCUGCUCAAAAAACAAAUCUACAUAUCACAGCCAUAUCUCCAGAAACCCUUCCUUUUUAGAUGAGCCAGCUUCACACGGUUGACCCUGCUGUACUUCACUGUGAUGAACGGGGAAGGAAGCCACACUGUCAUGCUGUCUAAUCACCACUGGAGGGAGACACCACUGAACCACACAGUCGGAGCCUCUCGGUUUUACAUCUUCCCAUAAAUCCAAGGUGCAGAAAUCUGUGAACUAACAUGUUUUUAAACUCACUGAGAGUUUUUGAUUCUGUUUGUUUUGGGAUCAGAAGCAGCAGGAAGUCGUGUCAGUAGGAUCUUCGUCUGUGUUGUAAUGCAUUAUCACGCUCAGUUAGCAUGGAUAAUGAUCAUAGAUUAGGACUGUAAACUCUCUGAAACACUCUUUUUGUGCCAAUAACCUGAAGUGCCCUUGUGUAAAAUAGCAUUACUGAUUCAUCAUCAACAUUAUUAAUGUUUACUGACCUAACAUCCUUUGACUUCAGUGCUUGAGGCUCCAAGAUUCAGCACUGAGCGAUGUUAUUCUACCAUGUCUCGCAUUACGCAACCUUAAUGUUGUUUUUAAUCAUUUAAAAGUGUCUUUCCGCCUCGUAAAGUUUUAGUUUUGUCUCAAAGUCUGCACCUCAGUGAAUGAAAAUGUAUCAGUGUACAUGUAUGAAGACUCUCAGAAGGCUAAUGGCUCAACAUACUGUGGAGAGGAACCAGAGUCACUCGUUCUUCCGUUUGCUUCUGAUCUUGAGAAAGGAGACGUGUUGGAGAGUUCACACUUCAGAUGGAGCGUAUAGUUGGGUGUUAACGUGUCGCUGUGAGUGGGAUGUGGUCAUUUAUCACAUCAUGUGUGAGAGACGGCUGAGCGGCCCUGAGGUGUUGCUCUUUCUUAGCGCAGGUAUGUUCUGGUGCUGCAUUCACCGUCAGAUAUUACAACCUCGCACAGAAUUUGAAAUGUUCUGUUUGAUUCUUUCUUCGGGUUGAUUUUAGCUUCUCAAUGUCAAAUGAAGAUAACUCAUGAUAUCAACAAUCUGGUGCCUUUAUCACAGAUGCAUCACAUGUCAGCCUUCACUAUGGUUUGCUUUUUUACAAUAGAUAUACUAAAUGCAUACACACCCUGCCUGUAAUCAUUCUCUGUCCAUUUUAAUAAAACUUGUGAAUGUUUGUAUCUACUGAACAUUUAUCAGACAUGUUAAUUUAAAGCCAUCACACAGGAAUAUUGACCAACACUGUCUGAGUCUUAACCAGUGUCUUCUGUUUAAUAAAUUAUAUGAACUCAU
This is a messenger RNA of Notolabrus celidotus (New Zealand spotty), 3430 nucleotides long. It is a transcript of the gene stard3, whose product is annotated as StAR-related lipid transfer (START) domain containing 3. Bases 279 to 1631 code for a protein of 450 amino acids. The transcript is spliced from 15 exons. Gene Ontology annotation, molecular function: cholesterol transfer activity; cholesterol binding. Lineage: Eukaryota; Metazoa; Chordata; Actinopteri; Labriformes; Labridae. Gene Ontology annotation, cellular component: late endosome. The record is from RefSeq and is a predicted model, not a curated record.